UCAGAGCCCCUCCGUCGUGGCUCCAGCAGCAGCAGCAGCAGCAGCCGGAGCCUGCUCUCCUCCUCCUCCUCCUCCUUCGUCGUCUCUGCAUCGUCUUCUCCUGCGAAGGAGCCCCGGCUUCAUCAGAGGGAACAACUUUCCCUUCCUUUGCCUUCCCGGGAGGAGAGGAGCAUCAUGGCUCUUGGGGGGCAGCCCCCUCCCCAGCAGAGAGGGAGAAGCAGCCAUCUCUGAAGAAGAUUGAAACCACACACUUGAACAAGCUUGAUGAGAAGACUGAAAUCAAGACUGCAGUUGCUAAGAUCUGAUCUCUCAGUAUCACUUUCUCAUCUCUUCCCUCAGCAACAAUGAGUUCCACAGCACAACCAGAUGGAGUUUCAGGACGUGACCAGCUCUUGGCUCAGCAAAGAAUGCACAGUAUGAUCAGCUCAGUGGAUGUGAAGUCAGAAGCUCCUGUGGGAUUAGAACCUAUCACACCAUUGGAUUUGCGAACAGAUCUCAGGAUGAUGGUUCCCAUGGUGGAUCCACUGUUGCGUGAGAAGCAACUACAGCAGGAGCUCCUCUUGAUUCAGCAGCAGCAGCAAAUUCAGAAACAGCUCCUGAUAGCAGAAUUUCAGAAACAGCAUGAGAACCUCACACGACAGCACCAAGCUCAAAUCCAGGAACACAUAAAGUUACAACAGGAACUCUUAGCCAUUAAGCAACAACAAGAACUUCUUGAGAAAGAACAGAAACUGGAACAACAGCGGCAAGAACAGGAAUUGGAGAGACAUCGGCGAGAGCAGCUUCCUCCAAUCAGAAACAAAGAAAGAAGUCGAGAAAGGGCAGUGGCCAGCACAGAAGUGAAACAGAAACUUCAAGAGUUCCUCCUGAGUAAAUCAGCAACAAAAGACUCUACAGCCAAUGGGAAGAAUCAUUCCGUUAGUCGACAUCCCAAGCUCUGGUACACGGCUGCUCAUCAUACUUCACUGGAUCAAAGUUCUCCACCCCUCAGUGGAACAUCUCCUUCUUACAAAUACCCAUUACCAGGAGCACAAGAUGGCAAGGAUGACUUCCCACUCCGCAAAACUGCCUCAGAGCCUAAUUUGAAAGUUCGCUCCAGGUUAAAACAAAAGGUAACAGAAAGGAGAAGCAGUCCUUUACUCAGAAGGAAGGAUGGGAUGGUUGUCUGCUCAUUCAAGAAAAGACUAUUUGAGGUGACAGAAUCAUCAGUCAGUAGCAGCUCCCCAGGAUCAGGUCCCAGUUCACCAAAUAAUGGUCCUACUGGAAAUACAGAGAAGGAAGCCUCAGUGUUGCCAUCUAAUUCCCAAGUUGAGGCAUCAUCACCAUUCAGAGAAAAACAGAAAUGUGAGACCCAGGCAGUCAGGCAAGGAGUGAUCUUGCCUGGACAGUACAGAGGCAGCAUGUCUUCACCUUCAGCCCCUCAGCCUGUCGUCCUGGAGGGAAAGCCAAAUAGCAGUCAUCAGGCUCUUCUCCAGCAUUUGUUAUUGAAGGAACAAAUGAGGCAGCAAAAGCUUCUGACUACAGGUGCAGUCCCUCUUCAUCCUCAGUCACCACUAGCAACAAAAGAAAGAGUCUCACCCAGUCUAAGAGUUCCACAUAAAUUGCCUCGACAUCGCCCAUUAAACCGAACCCAGUCAGCUCCACUACCACAGAGUACCUUGGCUCAACUAGUCAUUCAGCAACAGCAUCAACAGUUUCUGGAGAAGCAGAAACAGUAUCAACAGCAGAUCCACAUGAACAAAAUGCUUUCUAAAUCGAUUGAACAGUUAAAACAACCAGGCAGCUUAGAAGAAGCUGAAGAAGAACUUCAUGGAGAACAUUUUAUGGUGGAAGAAAGAGCUCUGUCUGUUGGUAGCAGCACAAAGGAUGACAGCACAAGUACCCCUUUGGAUGACAGACUGGGACAGCCUUUGGUGGCUGUGAAGGUGAAAGAGGAACCACGGGACAGUGAUGAUGAUGAUAUACAAACUCAACAAAUGGAAUCUGGGGAGAAAACAGCUUUUAUGCAACAGCAGAUCCUGGAGCACCAGCGUAUCCAGCAGUUGCAAAUGUACCGGGCUCAGAUGGCUGCAGUUGGCAUGACACAAUUAGACAAACGCCAGCGCAUUACCAGGACACAGUCUUCCCCAGCUACUUCUGCAUUACCUCAUCCAGCAGCAGAUCAGCCCAUACAACAUACCCUCAUGACUGGUGUUGUGUAUGACGCCCUUAUGUUGAAACAUCAGUGUAUGUGUGGCAGUUACAGCAACCACCCAGAGCAUGCAGGAAGAAUACAGAGCAUCUGGUCACGGCUGCAAGAAAGUGGGUUGCUAAACAAGUGUGAGCGGAUCCGAGGUCGAAAAGCCAGUCUGGAAGAAAUACAGCUGGUUCAUUCUGAACAUCAUUCACUGCUGUAUGGCACCAGCCCCCUGAACAGACAGAAGCUGGACCCCAGGAAAAUCCUAGGAAGAGUGCCUCAAAAGCUUUUUUCAUUGUUGCCCUGUGGAGGUCUUGGGGUGGACAGUGACACCAUUUGGAAUGAGCUGCAUUCGUCCGGUGCUGCACGCAUGGCUGUUGGCUGUGUCAUCGAACUGGCUUCCAAAGUGGCCUCAGGAGAACUGAAGAAUGGUUUUGCUGUUGUAAGGCCCCCAGGCCAUCAUGCUGAAGAAUCAACAGCCAUGGGGUUCUGCUUUUUUAAUUCGGUUGCAAUUACUGCCAAAUACUUGAGAGACAAGCUAAAUAUAGGCAAGAUAUUGAUUGUAGAUCUGGAUGUUCACCAUGGCAACGGUACACAGCAGGCUUUUUAUGCUGACCCCAGCAUCCUGUACGUCUCCCUCCAUCGCUAUGAUGAAGGCAACUUCUUCCCUGGCAGUGGAGCCCCAAAUGAGGUUGGAAGUGGCCCUGGCGAAGGUUAUAAUAUAAAUAUUGCUUGGACAGGUGGCCUGGAUCCCCCCAUGGGAGAUGUAGAGUACCUCACAGCAUACAGGACUGUGAUCAUGCCGAUUGCCUCUGAGUUUGAGCCAGACUUUGUCUUGGUAUCUGCUGGCUUUGAUGCUGUGGAAGGCCAUGACCCACCUCUGGGCGGGUAUAAAGUGACCGCCAAAUGUUUUGGCCACCUCAUCAAACAGUUGUUGACGCUAGCGGGUGGUCGCUUGGUGCUGGCCCUGGAAGGAGGACAUGACCUUACUGCCAUCUGUGAUGCAUCAGAAGCCUGCCUCAGUGCUCUGCUAGGAAAUGAGCUGGAGCCACUCUCUGAAGAUAUCCUCCAUGGAGCCCCCAAUGCAAACGCGAUGGUUUCUUUGCAAAACAUCACACAAAUUCACAGCAAGUACUGGAAGUCUGUGGAGCCUUAUGUUGUGCCAGUUAGCUGUAAGCUGGCGGACAGUCAGAAACAAGAGAGAGAAGAGACAGAGGCAGUCUCAGCUAUGGCCUUACUCUCAGUGGAUGUUGAACAGUCUUUUCCAGAGGAACACAGCAGAGCUGCUGGCGAGCCCAUGGAAGAAGAGCCAGCCUUGUGAAGUGCCAAGUUCUCCAUGAUAUUUCCUGUGUGUGACAUCAUUGUGUACCUCCACCUACCCCCUCCCCAUCUCGAAAAAAAGCACCCUUAGACAUGUCUUGUCUGCUGCCUGGGUGGCAGAGAUCAGAUGGAACGUAAACACACCGGGCACACAAUUCUGAACAGCAGCUUCACUUGUUCGUUGGAUGGACUUAAAAGGCCUCCUUUGGUGUAACCGCUGCAAUUCUAAAGUUACAGCAAACCAGAUCUUGCAGAGAGAAAGAGCAAACCUAGAAGCCUGCUUUUUAUAUGCUGUGUGAUGCACUCACCAACUUCAGUGGUAGAAUAGAAGCAUUUGAGUAAUUCCGCGUUCUUGACUAUGGUUGUCUAUGAAAAUUUGAAACAGCUUCCAAAACCACUAUAUGAGGGUUGGGGGCAUAUCAUCACAAGUCCCACCACUUCUGAAUUUUGGAACACAUUUUAUUUACUCUUUCUCUCCUCUUUCUUUCACACUGUUAAAAAUAGUUCAAAAGCUUGAUUCAGUGUUCAUAGCAUAAUGAAAUUAUGGGUCCUUUCUCCGUGGUGCCAUUUGAAAGAUGUGGUAGCAAUUUCAGAUUGGGGAAAUGUGUGUGAGAGAGUGCGUUUUAAAGGAGGUCAGGAAAAUUCAGUCAAAAGAAAGCUUUCCUCCAUUGCAUUUCAGCUGUUUUAAAAAGAAUUGUGCAAAAUGGCUCACUAGCUAGGCAUUCUUAUGUAUUUUACUCAGAAUUCAGCCCUGGGACUUACUGCCUCAUAAAGGGAUAUAGAAUUCCAAUCUCGUUGAUCGUUUUAUGGGUUGGUUCUUCAUAAUGCCCUUUUGAAUGUGGCAUUUUCUCCUUGCUCCUAAGAAGGGGCAAAUGAUGCCCUGUCCUUGCCAUAAUACUGCAUAAUUCUCCCUAGCCAUUCUGUUAUUACAAUUUCCAUCUGCUCUUUAAGAAUCAGUCACUUUCCCGUACCUAAUUUCACCUACUUUACUGCCACUUCUGAGGGAGCAUAGUGAAAUCCACAAAAACUCAUGUUCAAGUAAGUCUUAAAGGUGCUGCUAGAUUCUUUUUACUCACUCCUAUUUUUUUAAAAAAAGACUAAUUCAACCUUGCUUCAGACUUUUUCUAUUCCCCACCUCUAAGCGAGAAAAGCACCAGAGAUAUGUUCAGAUAUCAUUUUUUAUUUAUUUUACAGUGGUUCCUUGGU
Sceloporus undulatus (fence lizard) is the source of this 4702-nucleotide messenger RNA. RefSeq names its product histone deacetylase 9 (gene HDAC9). Gene Ontology annotation, cellular component: histone deacetylase complex. NCBI's taxonomy places the organism in Eukaryota, Metazoa, Chordata, Lepidosauria, Squamata, Phrynosomatidae. Gene Ontology annotation, biological process: chromatin organization; negative regulation of transcription by RNA polymerase II. Gene Ontology annotation, molecular function: histone deacetylase activity. The record is from RefSeq and is a predicted model, not a curated record. The transcript is spliced from 26 exons. The coding region runs from base 345 to 3497 and encodes 1050 amino acids.